GUCGACCUCACAUGUGCGACCCUGUAGCCGAAUGGUGGGGGAUCGCCUCCACGCUGCUUGCUCGAGGCGUGGCCUUGACACGCUCAGGCAGGGACCCUCCAGAGGCGGAGAAGUGCCUCGCGGGCUUUCGGUCCAUGGUCCAGGGCCUGACAGACACCAAGCAGCAGGAAUCCUUAGGGAAGAAGGCCUUGACCACCACAGUGCAAGAGUGGAAGGACGCUGUCCAGCAUGCGCCUCACCUCAGCCAGACUGAGUUGGAGCAGCCCCAGGUGCACACCAACACGUGGGUCGACCGCGCCCAGGGGCGCUCAUUAGUCAAGUCUCGCCAAGCCUUCAUGGACUGGGCGAAGCAGAUGUGGGCCAAGAGGCCAG
This is a messenger RNA of Prorocentrum cordatum, 372 nucleotides long. The record is from the annotation of a GenBank genome assembly. NCBI's taxonomy places the organism in Eukaryota, Dinophyceae, Prorocentrales, Prorocentraceae.